Molecule: messenger RNA, 615 nt
Organism: Phaeoacremonium minimum UCRPA7
Lineage: Eukaryota; Fungi; Ascomycota; Sordariomycetes; Togniniales; Togniniaceae
Product: putative short-chain dehydrogenase protein
Exons: 2
Coding region: 1-615 (204 amino acids)
Source: RefSeq, a predicted model, not a curated record
AUGGAAGAUUACCGACGGCAAUUUGAGGUCAAUGUCUUUGGUCCAAUUGCUCUAACCAAGGCGUUUCUACCGCAUUUCCAUGAGACAGGAGAUUCGAAUACCCCUCCAUUGGUCAUUUUCACCAGCUCGGGAGCGGCACACUUUGGACUGCCCCUGAUGAGCCCUUACAUGGCAAGCAAGUCUGCGCUAGACCUCUUUGCUGAGUCGGUAUCAUACGAACUAGCUGCUACCAAUAUCAUAACCAAGAUCGUGGUGCCGCAUGGCGGGAUCAAGUCAACGAAUUUUGCAGCAAGCAGUAAUGCGGCACCUAUCACGAUUCUCUUGAGCACACGGACUGAUCUACAGAAGCGCUACGGUGCGUAUGUCGGGAAGGUCUUUGGAGUUAUGGGAUCUAUGGCAACGGAGAGUAUGCCUGUGACCAAGCCUGCUGAGAAAAUAUUCGAGGCCGCAACAGACGGCACGAUGAAGCUCCGAUACUUCGUCGCACCCGAGGGUGGCGGGGCCAACCUCGCUGCUAGAAUGGCCGGUACAAGGGAUGGGGAGAACUUGGAUGAUGCAGAUGAGAGAUAUAUGGAAUUCAUGAGGUCAAAGUUUGCAGCAUCAUCCCUCCUAUAA